AUGACACUACUAUGGCUAACAGCCGUAAUUCCAAAGUUAAAGCCUCCUCCUUGUGCCCAAUUUAGCAGCAAUUGCGGCUCAGCCAGUCCUGGUCAACUCAUUGUCUUGCUAUCCUCUUUCGGGCUCAUGUCCAUUGGUGCUGGCUGCAUCAGACCAUGUUCCAUGGCCUUUGGUGCAGACCAGUUGGACAAGAAAGACAACCCCAAAAAUGAGAGACUUUUACAGAGCUUCUUCAGUUGGUACUAUGCAUCAAUAGGAGUUUCAACAGUUCUUGCAUUGACUAUCAUUGUCUAUAUUCAAGACCACUUGGGAUGGAAAGUUGGUUUUGGAGUUCCUGCAAUUCUAAUGGUGGUUUCAGCCCUAAUGUUCUUGUUUGGCUCUUCUCUUUAUGUAAAAGUGAAGGUUGAAAAAAGCUUGUUUAUUGGUUUUAUUCAAGUACUAGUGGCUGCCUUCAGGAAAAGAAAUCUUCCACUCUCGGCCAAGAAUGUAGAGUACCAUUAUGGCAAAGACCCAAACAUCAUUGCUCCAACUGAUAAACUAAGGUAUCUCAACAGAGCUUGCAUUAUCAGAGAUCCUCAGAAAGACUUAAACCCAGAAGGCUCACCUAUUAAUCCAUGGAACCUCUGCACAAUAGAUCAAGUAGAAUCACUCAAAGCACUGCUGAGAGUCAUCCCCAUGUGGUCUACUGGUUUCAUGAUACUAGUUAGUUUGAACCAAAACUCAUUUUCCACACUCCAAGCUAGCAUGAUGGACCGACACCUUGGUCCCAAGAUUCAAAUUCCAGCAGGAUCAUUCACUGUGUUCACAAUUAUCACAUUAACUAUCUGGGUCGCCAUAUAUGACCGUGCAAUUGUUCCAUUACUUGCAAAGCUUACCGGAAAGCCACGCGGGCUUGGAACAAAAAUGCGCAUGGGAAUUGGGUUAGUACUAUCUGCCUUGGCCAUGGCUGUGUCUGCGAUAGUUGAGAACAUAAGGAGGAAUAUUGCCAUUGAUCUAGGCCUUGCUGAUAAGCCAAGGGUGGUGAUGGACAUGUCUGCAAUGUGGCUAAUUCCACAAUAUUGCUUGUUUGGGUUGGCUGAGGCUUUCAAUGCAAUUGGCCAGAUUGAAUUCUAUUUCUCUCAGUUUCCAAGGAACAUGUCAAGUAUUGCAAUGGCUCUUUUCACGCUGGGAAUGGCUGUGGCUAACUUGGUGGGUAGUUUUCUGGUGAAGAUUGUUGAUAAAGCUACAAAGAAAGGAGGGAAUGAGAGUUGGCUUUCUAGGAAUCUGAAUGAGGGUCACUUGGAUUAUUACUAUUGGCUCAUCACCAUAAUGUGUGUGGUUAAUUUUGUAUAUUUUCUUGGUUGUUGUUGGGCUUAUGGACCUAGUGAGGAUGCAAGGGCUAAAAUGAAGGAUAAUGGGCUAGAACAAAUGGAAAGUAAAGAAGAUGUGUGCAAAGCAAGAACACCACUCUUGGUUUGAUGUGGUAGGUAUAGUUCUUGAUGUUGAUGAGCCCAAUUUACGUUGAUGUAUUUCAGUAUUUGUGUUCACUUCAUCGGGCAGUGUUUGAGCUUUUUCAAGAUUCGAGUGCCUAGUUUUGAGAGGUCAUCGCUUAGCAUUCACAGCAAAAUAAGAACACCACCAUUGGUUUGAUGUGUAGGUAUAGUUCUUGAUGUUGAUGAGCCCAAUUUACGUUGAUGUAUUUCAGUAUUUGUGUUCACUUCA
Molecule: messenger RNA, 1701 nt
Organism: Quercus robur (English oak)
Lineage: Eukaryota; Viridiplantae; Streptophyta; Magnoliopsida; Fagales; Fagaceae
Product: protein NRT1/ PTR FAMILY 1.2-like
Exons: 2
Coding region: 1-1458 (485 amino acids)
Biological process (GO): transmembrane transport
Cellular component (GO): plasma membrane
Molecular function (GO): transmembrane transporter activity
Source: RefSeq, a predicted model, not a curated record